Aspergillus versicolor CBS 583.65 is the source of this 4221-nucleotide messenger RNA. RefSeq lists its product as uncharacterized. Lineage: Eukaryota; Fungi; Ascomycota; Eurotiomycetes; Eurotiales; Aspergillaceae. Gene Ontology annotation, molecular function: transmembrane transporter activity. Bases 1 to 4221 code for a protein of 1406 amino acids. Gene Ontology annotation, cellular component: plasma membrane. The record is from RefSeq and is a predicted model, not a curated record. Gene Ontology annotation, biological process: transmembrane transport. The transcript is spliced from 3 exons.
AUGGUCACGGGAAAUGGAGCUCUUCGAUAUCCGCCUCAGGGUCCGAUGGGCGACCAUGAUCUUCCAGCACGCCGCAGAGCUCCUAAUCCCCUCCAACUCGAUCCUCUAAGAGCCAAUCCUCCUUAUCCACGACCCUCGACUGCGGAUGGGUUUCGCCCGCCGUAUUCUUAUAACCGUUCUUCUCCAUCUCCGCACCCUCCACGCGCUCCCAGAAAAUAUCCUGCAUACCCCCACCCCCCACGAGUUGAUUCCGCUUCGCGCGCCGUUUCACCUGCCCCCCAUCAACCACGCCCUAACGAUGGCUCACCCAUACACCGACCGACGUACCAUAACCCACCAUACGCAUCACCAGUCACUAAACACGAGUGGGCGAGGAGACCGCCUCCAGAAGCAAACUUUGAGGGCUUAUCCAGCCAAACGACGCCCUCUAAGCCGACAGACCAACCACUUUCCAUAUCUACAGCAAAACUUCAUAAGAAACGCUCCAAACCUCGCCUCGCACAAGCCGCUAGCCCCCACGGACUUGCACUACCGCGCAGUCCAUAUAAUGGUCGGCUAUCUGACCCAUACGGCGAAGAUGCACUCCGUUCUAGCGUGAACUCCGCCAAGACGUCGCGCUCCAGCAUCGAGCAAGCGAGCGGAACAGAACGAAGUAGCGUUUUGACUAAGAGCAGCUCUAUUACCGAUUUAUCUCCGGAUACGCCGGAUGGUUCAUAUGAGAAAGAUGAAGGAAUGAGUGUCGAAGAUGCCAUCUCUAUGUACUUGGACGGGUUUAGUGACGUGACAGAAGAGCCAGCAUCACCAGAUCUUAUAGAAGACAGCAAACUUAAAUCAUUGAGCCCACUACCCCCGGCGGAAUUUGUACUAGACGACGACCAUGCUCCCAACGCCGAACCAAAUUUGCAUUACAUCCGAGAUUUUCCACCAACACCACCUACGAUUUCACAGCUGAACACACCAGACGAUGAUGUUUUGCGCAAACAGUACUUUGAGGAAGCGCACGAAGAAGAAAACCCGCUAGACCCUCCUAGCGGGCCUAUAAGCACACUUUUGGAGCAAGUGUCAGCACCAAAUCCCUCACAGUUGAACCCACAAGGCCAGAACUUGUUGGACAAGCAAUUUCUAGGAGAGGGCCGCCCAUAUGAGAAUUCGGUGGAUGGACCUUUAAAUGAGUCUUUAAAUGAACCUACAAACGACCAUUUGGACAAGCCUUCCGAAAAACCUCUUGAGCCGACCUCUCCAACUCAACCACCUCCUACACCUCGCUCUGCUGAAACGAAGGUCAUGCUUCCAGGUAUUGUGCCUCCGCCAUUGACCAUCGCUACGGAGGCGAGAGAUUGCUAUGGGUUUCGGAAAGCAACAAGUUAUGUUACUAUACAGCAGUACGAGGCCUGGAGCGCUUCAUACGCCGACUUCGCUGCUAAUCGCCGAGUAAAAUGGGCUGAACUAUUUCGCGAAAACGCGCUACCGCCCACCAACCCGACAACGUUUCCUCCAAAAUCGCCCAAGGUAAAACGUUUCGUAAGGAAAGGAAUCCCUCCGGAGCUUAGAGGUGCGGCGUGGUUCUGGUACGCUGGAGGCUUCGAGCAGCUUAACCGGAAUCCGGGGUUGUAUGACCAGCUCGUCCAACAGGCGAUGGAGUCUCCAAGUAACGACGACAAGGAGCACAUUGAGCGUGAUUUGCACCGAACAUUCCCUGACAAUAUCCAUUUUAAACCGGAGCAAACGGGACAACCUGGUCUUGACGGUGGUAGCUCAGGGAACUCUGUCACAAUUGAAACAGAAAUGAUUCGAUCUCUGCGGCGGGUGCUCUAUGCGUUUGCCAUUCACAACCCCCAGAUUGGCUAUACACAAUCGCUCAAUUUUAUCACCGGGCUAUUUCUGCUUUUCCUGCCUGAGGAAAAGGCGUUUUGGAUGCUGCAUAUUGUCACAUCGGCAUAUCUUCCCAACACGCACGAAAUCAGCCUCGAGGGCGCUAAUGUCGAUCUUUGGAUUCUCAUGGUCCUUCUGAAAGAGUCGAUGCCGAAUGUUUACAACAAGAUUGCAGACACGGGAACCUCCAAAAGAAGUGCUCCGCUUUCAGUGAACUCACGCCUUCCUGACAUUACUCUCGGCCUAACAAACUGGCUCAUGUCUGUCUUCAUUGGCACGCUACCUCUUGAGACAAUGUUGCGCGUAUGGGAUGUAUUCUUCUAUGAAGGGUCGAAAACAUUUUUCCGUGUCUCUAUGUCAAUAUUUAAAGCCUGCGAGAAGGACAUAAUGGCCGUGUCGGACCCAAUGGAAGUUUUCCAGGUGGUACAAACGGUGCCCAAGAAAUUGCUGGAUGCCAAUGCUUUGCUCGACGGGAGUUUCACUCGGCGGAACCGUGUUGGUCAAGGUCGCAUCGAAGAAUUGAGGGCAGCUCGACGGGCAGCAGUUCGGCAGGACAAGCUGCGACGAUCGCAAGCUCUGACCAAGGGACAGCUCCAUGCAGCAACGGACGAAUGGCCGACGCGAUCUCGGACCCCGAUCCCUGGAAUCGAGCGCACAUUCGCUGAUUCUUGGCGCCAAAUGAGGAACCAUGCAUUCCGCGGACAGGCUGCUAGCUACUACGACCAAAACCAGAGCUUCCAGCCUGGUUAUGGCAAUGGCUAUCCUCCCCAACAGCCUGGCAACGGCUACCCUCCCCAGCAGCCAAAUCCUGGCUAUGGCAAUGGCUACGCUCCAAACCAGCCAGACCCUGGCUAUCAGUACAACGGAGGGAACAACACCCACGAGCCAAAACAGCAGCAGCAGCAGGGGCCUCCUCCGACCUACAACCAGGCGGUGUAUGGCUUCGACGAGGCGUUCAAAGUCGAAAAGCCCAAGUGGAACGAUCUCUGGGCCGGUCUUUUGUUGAUCGCCGUGUUUUUAGGCUAUGUCGCGGUCUCUGGUAUCUCGAUUUAUCGGUAUUCCAAGUACAAAGGAUUCAGCGGCGACGGCAUUUACGACUCGGUGAACAGCGUUUCUCUCGACACUAAUACUCUCAUUCUACUCAUAUUCGUUCUCUGCGUCGCACUCGCGUUCUCCUGGGGGUACUUCCUCCUAGCGCGCCAUUUCCCGAAGUUUUUCAUCUGGGUGACCGGCAUCCUCAACAUCAUUUUUGCCCUUGGGACAGGUAUUUACUACAUCGUGAGAAAGCAGUAUGGCGGCGGCAUUGUUUUCCUUCUCUUCGGAGUUUUCGCCACCAUCUGCUUUAUCAGCUGGAUUCCCCGUAUCCCCUUUACGGCCUUUAUGAUGAAGACGUCAAUGGAUGUUUCUCGGAAAUAUGGGCACAUGUUCGUUGUCAGCGCGAUCGGAGGAAUCGUAUCGGUCGCCUUUGCAGCCUGGUUCUCGGUCACUCUGGUCGCGAUCUACGUUGCGUACGAGCCGAGUAGUAGCAACAGCAAUCCGUCUUGCUCUAACGGGGGCUGCAGCAGAGCCCGAGUCAUCGGGCUUGUUGUCUAUGUCACCUUCGCCAUGUAUUGGUUCAGUGAGUGGGUCAAAAACACUGUUCACACAACAAUUGCUGGCGUUUAUGGAUCCUGGUACUUCUUUGUUAACUCGACCCGCGGCAUGCCCGCGCAUGCGACUCGCGGCGCUUUCAAGCGCGCGACAACAUACUCUUUCGGCAGCAUCAGUUUCGGCAGUCUAAUCCUCGCCAUUAUCAACUGCCUCCGGCAAGCCUGCUCUAUUGCCCAACGCAACGAAUCAGCCCAGGGCAACCUUUGCGGAAGCAUUGGGUUCUGGGUCUUGGGAUGCUUUGUCUCCAUCCUCGACUGGCUAGCUACCUUCUUCAACCGCUACGCAUUCUGUCACAUCGCUCUAUAUGGAAAGGCCUAUAUACCCUCUGCGAAGGACACAUGGAAGAUGAUGAGGGACCGAGGCAUCGACGCACUCGUUACAGACUGCCUGAUCGGACCCGUAAUCACUAUGGGCUCGUUAUUUGUCUCAUAUCUUUGCGCGUUGCUGGCGUACUUGUACCUGCAGUUCACGAACCCGAGUUAUAACUCCGAGGGUAACUUCACUGCUGUUAUUAUGGCUUUUGCGUUCAUUAUUGGUCUGCAGAUCUGCCAGAUCCUUAUGACACCCAUGAGCAGCGGUAUUGAGACCAUCUUUGCGGCUAUGGCGUGGGAUCCCCAAGUCUUGAUGAGCGAACACCCGGAUCUGUAUCAACAGAUGGUGCGCUUGUACCCUCGCGUCCAGCAGGCUAUUCAUGCCUAG